CAACUAAUUCAACAUUCAAAUUAAAUAGCAUCAAAACUUGUGUGAAUUAGUUUUCCUUCCAAAACAAUCAUGCAAAGGAAGAUCCUUGGAUAUCCACAACAACAAUGCUAUGGUACUGAUGAUGGCAUGUGGAUGGAAACUAAGGCUCAACAGCUACAAAGCCAUGGAUAUCCACAACAAUUCCAAGGCAUGCACAUGAAACCAGGUGGUUUUGGCAAGGAAUAUGAUCACUCCAUGUCAAACCAUCAUGGCGGCCAUGGCUUAGGAGGAAACCAUAACAUGUAUCAUCAAGAUACCAUGUCUAAUGGCUAUGGUAAUAAUCAUGGUCAUGGCUAUGGUAACAAUCAUGGUCAUGGUGGUGGCCAAAAAUUCCCUUUUGGUGCCAAUUCUCAUUCACCUAAUCAUUUUCCAAAUGGUGGCGGUGUAAGGCCAUUUAGUCACGGUGGUGGUCACGGUGGCCAGGAAUAUGUGUCGGAACAUGAUGACUAUGAAUAUGAAACUUACAAAGAGGAGCAUGUUAGUUCUGGCGGCGCGAAGAUGGAUGAAAUGAGAUAUGAGAGGCAUGGAACUUAUGGAGGAGAUGUUCAGUAUGCUAAUCCAUAUGGAUACAAUAAUAAUAACAGGAUUAAGCCUCAUGGUCAUGGAAGCCACAAAGUCAAUUGGACACUAAAAGGGGUCUAAUUAAUAUGUUUGGUUACUUUUAAUCAAGUACUAAUAAAUUGUGUGCUUUAUUUGGUGUUUUCUUAUUGUAAUAAGAUCAUUAUAAUCAUUAUAUAUGAUCAAUAUUACCUGUUAUGAGUUAUGAAGCUAUGAUAUAUAAUGGAGUUUUAUAUUUAUGAUA
Trifolium pratense (red clover) is the source of this 841-nucleotide messenger RNA. Its product is annotated as RNA-binding protein FUS-like. Bases 70 to 681 code for a protein of 203 amino acids. Lineage: Eukaryota; Viridiplantae; Streptophyta; Magnoliopsida; Fabales; Fabaceae. The transcript has a single exon. The record is from RefSeq and is a predicted model, not a curated record.